UCAAAAAUUGUUGAUGGACAUUGGACAUGUUAUUUUACUGUCAUGCAGUGUGAAACAUAAAUAAAGCAUAUUAGUUUUUGUAAAAAUCAUGACUUAAUACUCAGGCCUAAACUGUUAAUAUGAAAUAAUAAAUUUAAUAAAAUAACUGCCACUUACAUAUUUGUUUUAAUAAAUGACAUUAUGGAUGGUUUAAUUCACGCGGCAUUGGAAGCUGAGGUAAUACUAAACCGGGCGAAACAUGUGAACUCAAACUUAUCCCAAUAUAACAGUGGUGUCCCAGACCACAAAAUGACUUGGACCCAUGAUAAGAUGCACCUUGCUGAAUCUGUUGAUGAAUCUAGAAUGAAAUUUCAACGAAAUUCGUCCGGCUCUGCUUCCAAAGCUACAGAGAAGUUUGAUUUAUUUAAAAAACUUCAUGAACUUUACAACGAGUUAAGUAGAGAUGAAACAUUACAGGUGAACUAUCAAGGCCUGAAAACCACAUCAUAUCUAUUGGAGAAGUUAUUAGCAAUAUAUAAUCUUAAUACAUUAAUAAUAAAUCUGUAUCCAGGCAAUAAGGGAUAUUCUUUAUCAUUAAAAGUAAAUGGAAACUCACAACAUCUACAUCCACCAGAUGGGCAUUCAUCAUCAAAUCAAGAAGAGACUUUGAUAGAGACUCCCCGCUGGCCAUAUGAAGAGGAAGAGUUAUUGAGUUAUAUUGACAAUGAGGAACUGCCUGUAGUGUUGUUAGAUCUUUUGGAGACUGAACACUCAUGCCUGUUUUAUUCCGGAUGCAUAAUAGCACAGAUUAGAGACUAUAGACAGGCAUAUCCAAGUUUUCUCUGCGAUACUCAUCAUGUACUCCUAAGGCCCACUAAUCAGAGUAUAAUAACCGAUGCAAUGUGUAUCGGUGGUCGCUGCGGCUGGGCGGGCGAAGAGCGUGGAGCAUUAGAAGCGGUAGAGGCGGCCUUAGUGCACGCGGCCGCGCCCCCCUUGUGCCUCGACCCGCGCCCCGCCGUGGGCCUUCUAGCCGCGCGGCUACAUGCUGCCCCACGACUGUUCAAUACGCCCCGGAUAAGAAGGCAGGCUAAACGAUUCUCACAGGUGGCAGUAAACCGAAAGAGGAAAUUGGAUCAGUUCACACAUUAUCAUGGUUUAGAGAUAUUAGACUUAAUACAUCGUCAAAGAGCGAAAAAUAGUAGACAAUCAGUGCCACUAACACGACUGACAUCUAAGUAUCCGAAAAAGCCACCAGAGGUGUUCAAACCAAUCGAGCCACCAAAAAUGGAUCCGUUAUCACUAGCCGUGCCGUCCGAGCCAGGCGGUCCGCUGCGACUGGCUCGCGCGUACGAGCGGCCGCGGCCCACGCCCGACUGCUACCCGCAGCUAGUGGAGGAGUACAUCCUUGAGACUGAGAAGACGUCACCACACGCCAGCGCUGGGUUCUUCCACAUCAAACUGUCAAUAUUACAGAGGGCCGCCGACCAGGAGUUCCUUGGAGAGCUCUAUGUAGACAGGGACCACGUUGAAGGAGAAACGAAUGGCGCUGCAUGUCGGUUUUCAUUAGGGUCAAGACUACAAGCGAAUAAAUAUAUACAGCAGUUCACAGAGAUAUUUACGGAGGAAGGUCGGAAGUCUGUUAGGAUAAGACAUGUAGUGCCUGGCCAGAUGCCGAGGGUGUCCUUUACAGGAGGAAUGAGGGAACUGAACCAGCAACUCUUGCUACAACAGAGGUCGGCCGCUUCUGGCGCCACGACAGUACAGACUAACGCCACAACCGUUCCUGUUGUGACUUCCACGAUACAGGCAACAACGAAUACCCAUACCAACGUCCGCCAACUACCCAUACUGCAAGCGCAGUUACAGCAAGUGGGUAAUGUAGCAGCGGUAGGGAACGUGGUGAGCAAUGUGGGCAACGUCGUGGGCAACGUGAGCAACGUGGGCAACGUUGUGGGCAAUGUGGGCACGGUGGUGGGCAACGUAGUGGGCAAUGUGACCGCCACCAACGACACGGCGCUCAAGCAACAACCCUCCCCUACGACACCACGACUUUCGCCACAGGUGCGUAUUUGUGGGGGGAACGUGGUCGGAAGCGUGGGCAACAUAGUGGGCAACGUGGGCACUGUCGUGGGCAACGUAGUGGGGAACGUCAUCACUACUAGUGACACCGCGAUAAAGGAACAGCCCACACUUGCGACACCGCUGCUAUCGCCGCAGGCGUCCACCAAUCAGCUGUUAGCGCAGCAGUUGACGAACCCACCGCAGCCAAUCAACCCGCAGAAGAUGCAGUCCGCCAUCAUACACAUACAACACCCGCUCAUGUCCACUGCCGGCACGUCUCAGCAGGUACAGAACAUCCAAUACACGAAUACGACGACCACGCAACAGAAGGCGACCAUAACCAAGCCUAGAACAACGAACCCAGCCAUCAGCGCGCUUGUCACUAGUCUUAUGAACUCUGCACAACAGUUCCAACAAGCGGCAGCCAGUCAAAACGCAGCGAAAGCAGCAGUCAGUACUGCGAGCAGCAACGCGACGAUACUGAAUCUGUUGAACAGUGCGCCGGCCGCCAUGACGCACGCCACCGCAUCCACUGCAGACAAUAACACUAUAGAUGCCCACAAACUACUCGGCCGGGUCUCUAUAGCCGGAGCACGAAUCAUCACUGCCACUACCGCAUCACAUACCUUACCCACGUAUACGCAACAGGGAGUUGGUGUCCAAGUAAUGAGCGGUUACUCGAGAGAGAACGAAGCGACGAAUGUGUCGAGUAGUGAAAGUGCUCUAUUAGAGCGACUGAUGGGGCCCGACACUUCGGCCGCGCCCACUACGCAGCAACAACCCGUAUGCCAUUUGCAGGGCUUAAGUUUAGCAUCACUUCAAGGUCUACAAAGUAUUCAGGGUCUCCAGAACGUACAAGUACAGAUCCCGGGUUUGUCUGCGCCGAUAUCGCUGUCCUUGAACGUGUCCGGUGCGCCUAGUGGUCUUCUAGUGUCGGUGCCCCCUACUACGUCCGUCGUACUCACAAACCAACCUUCGGUGCUCUCUUUGCCUAUAGCGCAAUUGAUGUCAGGUGGCGUGAAGGGCGGCGUCCGUGGCGGCGGCGUGCAAGUAGUGCGCAGUGCGCGGGGUGCGCGGCCGGCCCCGCGCCCCGCGCGCCCCGCCGCGCCCGCCCCCGCGCCCCCCGCCAUGCCUGCACCCACUCUCACGCCGGCGCCGCAUACUGGAACGACACAAUUCAUCAGCCAGGCGCAAGCGCAGGCGUUGAGCGCUCAACAAGUUCGGCGGAAAUCGAAUGCGGACAGUUCGUAGUGACGUCACAGUGUGCGACGCGACGCGACUUAGUGAAAUAUUGUGUAAAUAUUAACCCCUAGCUAAAUUAUUACAUAUGUUAGUGACAUAGUGACUAGUGACUAGUGCCGUGCGCAGUAUCCACGCUGUGAUCUACAUACGUACCCGGCGGCCAUCUCUAAACACCGAUAUUCGAGAAAUAGACUUAACUUAGUAAGUGCGUUUAUGCAAUAGUGGAAUUAUGGUUGUUUUAAUGAUACGUCACGCAGUUGUUAUAAAUCCAAUUAGGAGUAACUUUGGUUAAGUUGCGGUAUGUACGUACCGUUAAUGUUUUCUAAUACAUAACUAGGUUCAAUAUAAAAUUUAUAUAUAAGUAGUAUCCUCAAUGUUGCUAUAUCCAAUAUAAUAAUGUCUGAAACAACGACUGAAUUUUUAUAAUGUAGCAGUGUUCAUUGAAGCAGUUAUGCCUAUAGUUAAAUUAUCAGUUCCAUCACACUACAUGUAAAUGGUCUAUUAAGUAUUUGCAAUGAUUUGUAUUGAAUCAUGUCUUUGACAAAUUUUAUUUUAUUCGAAUUAUUUAUCAUAUUAUACUAUUUUCAAUCAUGUAUUUUUAUUAUUUGAAUGUCACAAAUUAUAAUAUUUAUUGCGUAUGAAAUUUAAUUAUUAAUUGCAACAUUGAAAGUGAUUGGAUCAUGACAUGAAUUUUAUUGUGAAAAUAACGUUUAACUGCAUAGUGGAAUAAAAUAAUAUUGUUAAUGAAUCCGGAUAUUAUUAUCGUAAUGAAGAUUUUAUGUACGACACCUGUAUAUGAAUGUUGUUAGUGAGUUUGUUAGAUUAACAAAUUUAGAACAGCACACAGGUUGAAUUAUGUAUUCAGUAAAGUAAAUUGAGCUAACGUGAUUACGUGUGGAGACUUGACUAACAUCUACAUUGUAGAAAAUUCGAGUAAAUCAGUAUUAAUAAGAAUAAAAAUCACUGUUCGCAUGACAACCUAGUACUGACGUUUGGAACUUUAUGAAGUACAACACUUUGCAGUGAUUCAUGAAUCUGUGUUAGGUAAGAUGUAAAUAUGUAUUAUAUAGUUUCGAGUAAGCAUCACAGCUAACGGUAGUUGGAAUGUAAGAAAGUUGAAUUUAUGUUUUCAGUAUGUUACUGUAAUAUAAAAUAUGUGAAUAGUAAGGAAAUUUGUUUAUGUUAUGCCAUUGGGACCGAGUUCUGUAGAUUUCAAACCUGGACUAUAAGGAAUAGAGUUGUUUUUAUUUUACUAAAAGAGAAUUCAUAUAUAGUUUUAUAAUGUAAUCAAAAGAGCAAUAUAUCUGUUUAAAUAACUAUGCAUAAUAUUAUAAUGAUACUGUAUUAUCUUGAAAGUAUUUAAAAUUAGCGCUCUUAGUAUUAGGGAGACAGCCUUAUAAAUCUGACUUAGAUCUAAAUACGUAAUACUAUUGUUAUAGUAUAUAUUUGUUACCUCUAUGAUAGAACGUGUUAUAUUUAUAAUCUAAUUGAAAUCUAUGGAACUCGCUGAACGUUGCAAUUAACGAAUAUAAAAUAACAAUGCAAUGUAGAUAUAAUAUUGAAAAUGAUAGAUAUCUUGCACAUUAAGAGGUUAUCGAUAUAUAAUCUCCUUCCAAGUUUCCUAGUUGAAUGGUCAAUUUUGUUAGAUGAAACUAGAAUAUAUUAGUGUGACUGCAAGCUAUGCCUUCAGUCAUGAGAUGCCAAGUUUCUGGUUUCAGAUAUUAACAGUACAUAAUAUUGGUAAUUGUUGAAGAUAGGUUGGUACCUGCCCACUACACUUAACGAGUGACGUCACAUUUAUGAAAUUUAUGUUUAGAGUGUACAUAUAUGUAUAGAUAUAAUUUAGAAAUUGGAUGACGUAUGUGUCAUCGAAAUAAUGUGAAAAUAAUAAUGGAAUUUUUAGUUCUGCCUUGAGUACGUAGUGCACUGGGCAGCUAUCACAGGGAUUGUCUGUUUCUGCAUGUCUUCGCUGCUACUUAUUAGAGAAUAUGUUUCUAUGAACAAACGAAGCUGUUCCUUUAUCUACUACGUCCCAUUACUUGUUCUUUACUAUGUUACGAGCUAGUUAUUGUUACAUUUGCACGCACAAUCAUUACGUUUAUCAACUAUAUUAAAUAUAACGUUACCUGCCGAGAUAUUGCAAUAGGCAUACCAUUUCAUAUAUUUUAUUGUGUACAGUUUUUUGUACUCGUACGUAGCGGUGUCGCUGUAUUUACUAUUUAUUUUAGUUAACGAGAUGUGUUCAUACCGGCAUUCUAUGACAUGCCUAGAUAAGAGAAACUAUUUUGUUCUGUAGAUAUUGUACUACCUAGGUGUAUGAUAGAUUGCGUGGACAUAUUUUGCUAUUAACACAAAUAUUGCAUAAGUCGAGGUGUAGAUGAGUAACUGUGCGUUUUGUUGAUCUCAUUUGUUUACGGACAUGUAGCUCAAUGUGUAGACGAUUGUAACAUAAAGUUUAUUUGAACAUGCGAAUGUACCUAUAUUUUAAGAAAUAAUAAAAUAAUAUUAUUGUAUAUAUUUUCGAAAGGAGAUUUUUAUAAAUAAACAAUAUUACUCAGUUCGAGGUUGUAUGAAGUUUUCAGUGUCAACUAGGUCGAUUAAACUGCAUUGUAAAUAUUAUUUUAUUUUAGAUGACAUGUGAUAAUGCAUUCAAACGUUUAUAACAUAAAUGGUGUACAAUAAAAUUUUUAUGAUUGCGUUGACAUGGAUUUUGUGUAUAAAAUUGAUAUUGUAAAAAUUAACUUGAAUACGUUGUUCAAAGAUUGACGGUUCGAACAUAAAUAAAUAACUUUUACACAAAAAUUACGUUUUACUUAUCAUAAACCUUUUCUGGCCUAA
This is a messenger RNA of Spodoptera frugiperda (fall armyworm), 6120 nucleotides long. It is a transcript of the gene Spt20, whose product is annotated as transcription factor SPT20 homolog. Gene Ontology annotation, cellular component: SAGA complex. Gene Ontology annotation, biological process: regulation of transcription by RNA polymerase II. Gene Ontology annotation, molecular function: transcription coregulator activity. The coding region runs from base 181 to 3291 and encodes 1036 amino acids. The transcript has 18 exons. The record is from RefSeq and is a predicted model, not a curated record. NCBI's taxonomy places the organism in Eukaryota, Metazoa, Arthropoda, Insecta, Lepidoptera, Noctuidae.